UCUCGCAUACACAUGAUCUGACAUCUUUCGAGCAUGGUAACCUUCAAACUAGUCAAAACAUCCACCAUGUAAAUAGCAACAAAAAACAAUUAUUUUUAAAAACAUUUAACUAGUAUGUCCUGCAGUGUCUGCUGCAUUUGCUUCAGGACAAGUGAGGGUUUAAAGGCAAUAAAUACCCCAGAUGAGAACUCUUUGAAAUUGAGCGCAAAACUCAACUUUGUCGCGCCCAAGCUGGACUGGUCGGACAUAUUCUCCAUAUGCCCCGAAUGUAAUGAGCAACUGGACAACGCUUACAACUUCAAGUUGUUGUGUUUAAAAAACGAAUCAUCUCGAAUGGCCUUUGAUAAAUCCUCCUUGGACGAUCAGCUUGAUGAUGCCUUUCAAGCAGAGCAUCUCCCAUUUGGGGAAGAGUCCGAAAUAAAGGACAUAGGCUUAAAGCCACUUCAAGCUCUUGAGCUUACAUGCCCCCAUUGUAGGAAAACGUUUAAAUCCCAAAGAACUCUAGAGACCCACUUUAAAAAACAGCACGACAAAACUUGCCAGCUAUGUGAGCAAAGCUUCAGCACCAACAAAGAACUUCUAAGGCAUAAGAAAGCUGAGCACCAUCGGCAGCAAGAAUCAUCGAAGUUUCAAUGCGAAAUUUGUGGGGAGAAAUUCGCGCUGCUUAAACACAUUCUCCAGCAUUCGAUGCAAGUUCAUUUAAUGAACAGGAAGGAUAUAAAACCCUAUUGGUGCGAUCAAUGCAGCAACAAGUUUUCCUCCUCGACAUUACUGAUCCAGCACAAAAAGUACCAUAAUGGUGAAAGAACGUUCAUAUGCACCACUUGUGGCAAGUCGUUUGUAACAAAGCGCGACUUAAGCGGACAUGAAAAACUCCAUGAUAAUGAAAGAAAAUACAGCUGCGAUAAAUGCCCGAAGAACUUCAAUACCAGCCAGAACCUUAAAACUCACAUUUAUGUGGUUCAUACAGACCCAAGUAAAUGGAAGUACUCCUGCUCGGUGUGCGGGAAAAAGUUCCCAAUGAAGAGCAAUUGCAAUGAGCACAUCAAACGGCACGAAGGCAGCAAAGACUUUGAAUGCCACAUUUGCGGGAAAACAUUCAUCAGCAAUUACGAGGUGAAAAAGCAUGUGAAACUGCACUCAAACAUUGCCUUCUACAAAUGUGCGGGAUGUUUGAAACACUAUCGCGAUAAAAGGUCGUUGGAUAGUCAUCUGUAUAAGAUUCAUGGAUUGGGAACGAAGAAACCGCCAAUACGAGUGAAGAAAUUUGUGUGUCACAUCUGUCCUAGUCAGUUCUUCGAUAAUCAGAAACUGCAAAGACAUAUUAGGGCGCAUACUGGAGUGAAACCCUUUAGGUGCCUUGAAUGUGAUAAACGGUUUAUCGAUAAGAACUAUUUGAGUUCUCAUCUGAAAAACGUGCAUGGGUUUGAAGUGAAAACAGCAGACACUAUGCGCUGAACCCGCAGGCCCGCCGGCCAAUAUGCAGAUUUCGGAGGCGGCCGGAGGGGUUCCGCAACCGGGGGCGGAACCUUGUCGCUUUCCCAAACUGGAGGAAUGCGCCCAUUUUCACUACGAAAGGGUGCAACUGCCGCCUGCUCUUCAAGUCGCCUUACAGACCAGCAUGGAUCAAUCACUACAUUCACAACACACAAAUGAAGAUGAAGACGCGGAAUGGUUUAUGGUGCAAGUGACAUCCGGAGACGAAUGCUGGCUGGUGCAACGCAACUUUGAGAACUUCAAAAUGCUGGACGAACAACUGCAUCAGUGCAUCUUCGACCGAAAGAUCUCCCAGCUGCCGGAUCUUGCCAGUAUGUCGAACAACGAGGAAGAUCUCGAG
Dendroctonus ponderosae (mountain pine beetle) is the source of this 1837-nucleotide messenger RNA. Its product is annotated as zinc finger protein OZF-like. Gene Ontology annotation, cellular component: nucleus. The record is from RefSeq and is a predicted model, not a curated record. Gene Ontology annotation, biological process: regulation of transcription by RNA polymerase II; small GTPase-mediated signal transduction. Lineage: Eukaryota; Metazoa; Arthropoda; Insecta; Coleoptera; Curculionidae. The transcript has 4 exons. Gene Ontology annotation, molecular function: zinc ion binding; GTPase activator activity; phosphatidylinositol binding. The coding region runs from base 115 to 1458 and encodes 447 amino acids.